GACCGCUUCAUGCAUCGGAAGAGACUUUAAUCGAGGAGGGGUAGACUGGGUAGGUGACGAGAAAUUCUCGAGGUAUAUAGAGGUACUGGUGGCGCCUCUGGCACCCGAAAACACCACUGCAAGCAUCGUCGACUUUGGCCAAUCCUCUGCAGGUUGUAGCUGAGUGCACUGACCUGACCACCAUCGCGUACCCAUCCGCGACAAUGAGCUCCUUCUUCAAAAAGGCACAGUCGCCUACACCCGAGCCAAAGUCGCCAAAGGGAAAGGACAAGUCGCCCACGCCUGGUCCCGCGUCCCCAACGGGAAAGAAGUCACCCACGUCUAUUCCCACGUCUCCAGAGCAUGAUGUGCCUUCGGAGCCUGUUGCACUUAUAGCCGGUUCCCAUUGGGGCCAGCAGGAAGUGGUGGACGAUGACACUGACUCGGCCCUAGGAGUUGAUGCCCAGAGCUCGACCGCCUCGAUUGCUACCAGCAUCUUGCACUACCGUAAUGUCCUGGGACGCACCUACCACAGCGAUUCCGUGACUGAUGGAGAGUACUGGGGCCCUAAUGAUGCUAAGGCAAAUGAGUUGCUGGAUAUCAUGCACGCGGCCAUGGUCAUGGUGUUUGAUGGAAAGCUGUAUACUUCCCCGCUUAAGGACGAGGAGCUCAAGAACGCUAUUGAUAUCGGUACCGGCACUGGAGUCUGGGCCAUCGACUUCGCGGACGAACAUCCGAACUGCAACGUAAUCGGCACCGACAUUUCUCCCAUCCAACCUAGCUGGGUACCCCCAAACGCCAGCUUCGAAAUCAACGACGCAACUAGGGAGUGGACCUACAAAGAUAAUUUCUUCGACUUUAUCCACUUUCGCUGGCUUACUGGCGUUAUGAAGGAUUGGGAUUGCAUUUACCAAGAAGCUUACCGGUGCUGCAAACCGGGCGGAUGGAUUGAACACCUUGACACCGACGCUGAAUUUUUCUGCUACGACGGAACGAUGCCUAAUGAUUCGGCUAUGGCCCAAUGGGGUCCUAUUUGGAGAGAGGUUGGGCGGAAGACCGGGCUUAACGUCACCGUGGUUUCCUCAGGCACGAUGGAAAACGGAAUGAGAAAGGCUGGAUUUACUAACAUUGUGUCGGAGGAUCACUAUGCUCCCAUCGCGCCCUGGUCUGAUGACCCGAAGCUGAAGCAGCUGGGUCUCUACCAGUCUGCAGCGCUGACACAUGACAUUGAGGGCUUUCUGGUCUAUUUCAUGCCCAAGUACCUGGGGUGGACCCCGAAGGAGAUUGCGAACUAUGCGGCUACUAUGCGUAAAGAGUUCAGGGAAGCCAAGAUCCACGCGGUCGUGAAGUGGCACGUGGUGAGGGCGCAAAAGCCGUUGGAUGCUUAAGUGUUGGAUAGCCGCGGGGCAUGUGAAUAUCUCGAAGAAGGGACGUACAUUAAUCACUCUGCCUUUGUUUAUCAAUAUGGCCCGUCUCUAUGGUAUAUGGCAAUUUGGAUAUAUUCUCCCCGUCAUUUUCCUACCUUGCGUACCUCUAGGUGCCCUCAUUUUGGAAUAUGUCGUUGAUGAUCAUGGAUCCCCUUGCAACCUUAUUUUCCUACCCGUCCUUCGCCCCAGUCUAACGAACAAGGCCCAUCGCUGUUACUUCAGCCUUACCCGUUCCACGCACCCAGAGGUACGUACCUAGGACCGGAAUUAAUGUUUGGGAA
Messenger RNA from Neurospora crassa OR74A, 1687 nucleotides. RefSeq names its product UMTA. The record is from RefSeq and is a predicted model, not a curated record. Gene Ontology annotation, molecular function: methyltransferase activity. Bases 204 to 1367 code for a protein of 387 amino acids. Lineage: Eukaryota; Fungi; Ascomycota; Sordariomycetes; Sordariales; Sordariaceae. The transcript has 6 exons.